AUGUGUAGCAAUAAACAUAAAACGACAUUUGAUUUAUUUGAUAAUUAUUCAUUUACUGAUAAUAGAUAUUAUCCAGAACAACAACAUAACAAUACCAGCAAUAUAAUGAAUAAACCUAACAACUACAAUACACCAUUUUAUCGAGAUUCUGAUGAAGGAAGUCCCACGGAUAUUAAAUUUAUAAAUUCCUCAUCAUCGAUAAAUUCAAUAUUCGAUACUCCAGGUCCAACACCUUCUUUUGCACAAACAACAACUAUAACACCAGUAAUAUCAAGAAAUGAUAUUAAACCUUUAACAGAAUUGGAAUUUUCAAGCAUUAUUUCCAAUAAAUUAACUCAACAUCAAUCACAACAAUCGCAACAAGAAAAAUUAGUAAUAAUAUUAGUAGGGUUACCCGCCUCUGGGAAAUCAACUACAUGUCAUCAAUUAAAACAAUUUAUAAAUAAGACAACUCCCUAUAAGCCAGAAGUAUUCAAUGCUGGAGAUGUAAGAAGAAGAAAUUCUAUUUCAUUUAAUGAUUCUGAUUUCUUUAGUCCAAAUAAUCAAGAAGGUAAAGAAGCAAGAGAAUUAUAUGCAACUAUAACUGUCAAUAGUUUAAUCCAAUCUUUAAAUUCAAAUAUAAUAGAUGUUGGAUUCUUAGAUGCAACUAAUACUACUUUAGAAAGAAGACAACGAAUGAUGAAAACUAUUAAACAAGAAGCAAUUGGAAAUGUUAAAAUUGUAAUAUUUGAUAUUCAAUGUAAUGAUUCAAGAUUAUUAAAUUUUAAUAUUAAUGAAAAAGCAGAUAAUAAUGAUUAUAAGGGUAAAGAAUAUAAAUCAGCAAUUGAAGAUUUUAAGAAACGUACUCAACAUUAUUAUAAAGUGUAUCAACCAAUACUGGAACAAGAAUUAAAUAAUCAACCUUCUUUGGCUAUGUAUAUGAAGGUUGUUAAUGCUGGUGAAUCAUUUGAAUUUAAUCAUGUCGAUCCAAAAUUCAAACAGAAUUCUCAUUGGUUUAAAAUAUUAAGUGAGUUUAAAGAUAGUUAUUAUGAAACGGAAGGGAAACGUUAUUUAGAUUUGGUUAAUAAAUGGUAUGAAAAGAGAUAG
Molecule: messenger RNA, 1086 nt
Organism: Hemisphaericaspora subhashii
Lineage: Eukaryota; Fungi; Ascomycota; Pichiomycetes; Serinales; Debaryomycetaceae
Product: 6-phosphofructo-2-kinase
Exons: 1
Coding region: 1-1086 (361 amino acids)
Biological process (GO): fructose 2,6-bisphosphate metabolic process; fructose metabolic process
Cellular component (GO): cytosol
Molecular function (GO): ATP binding; 6-phosphofructo-2-kinase activity
Source: RefSeq, a predicted model, not a curated record